This is a messenger RNA of Varanus komodoensis (Komodo dragon), 3514 nucleotides long. It is a transcript of the gene KCNN4, whose product is annotated as potassium calcium-activated channel subfamily N member 4. The coding region runs from base 326 to 1699 and encodes 457 amino acids. The record is from RefSeq and is a predicted model, not a curated record. Lineage: Eukaryota; Metazoa; Chordata; Lepidosauria; Squamata; Varanidae. The transcript has 10 exons. Gene Ontology annotation, biological process: potassium ion transmembrane transport. Gene Ontology annotation, molecular function: calmodulin binding; intermediate conductance calcium-activated potassium channel activity; small conductance calcium-activated potassium channel activity. Gene Ontology annotation, cellular component: plasma membrane; neuronal cell body; neuron projection.
GCUGCGCUCCGCAGAAACUUUCUCGCCGGCUCUCUCGCUCGGGCGAGUUGCUCCGGGGCGCCCUUGCCCGCGUUCCUCCCAUCUCUCGGAGACUUCCUGCAGCUGGUGCCCGCGCGUCUCCCUCGGCGAUCUCUCGCCCGCCCGGGCUUCCUCGCGCGCUUUUCCGCCGCAGGGGUCCCGGCAGGUGGCCCCGCGCCCGCUCGCCCUGGCGGCCUGCUGGCUGCUCAAGAGGCAGGGAUGGGGGGCCGCCCAGGGAGUGUUCGCCCCGUGCCUGCCCACGCCGAGGGCCAAGCGCUCGCCGCCCGCCCCCGGCGGCACUCAGGAGAUGCAGAGCAAGGGGGGCCCGGCUGAGAGCAUGGCGCUGCCCGUCCCGGGCGAGCCGGGCGAGAACCUGCGCCGCCUGCGGAGGAGGAAGGUCCUGCUGGGCGAGGAACGGAAGCUGGCCGGCUGGGCGCUGGGCACAGCCCUCGUGGGCAUCCUUCUGAUGGUUCUGCACACCGAGCUGGCGUGGUUCGGGCACUGCCAGUCCUUCCAGCUACAGGAAGAGACAGGAGAUCAUGCUGAGUGGCGUGGGAAGUGCGGACAUUCCCCCGAACAGUGGUUUGCCUAUUCCUUUCUGGUGAAGUGCCUCAUCACCCUCUCCACAGCGGGACUGCUGAUCCUGAUCCUGGCGUUCCACAUCAAGGAGAUCCAGCUCUUCAUGCUGGACAACUCCCUGACCGACUGGCGGAUCGCCGUCAGUGCCCCGAAGCUGGGCCUGAUCGCGCUGGAGCUGCUGGUGUGCUCCCUCCACCCGUUCCCCGACGGAGACUUCCCCUGCCUGGACCCCACGCCCGAGCAGACGUUCCUGUUCCUCUCGGACGCCGACAUGCUGCUCUCGCUGCUGAUGUUCCUGCGCCUCUACCUGCUGCCCCGGGCUGUGCUGCUGCGCAGCAGCGUGCUGGGGGACGCCUCCUACCGCAGCAUCGGCUCCCUCAACAAGAUCCACUUCCAGUACCCCUUUGUGCUGCGGGUGCUGGUGAACAGCCAGCCGGGGCGGGCGCUGCUGAUCUUCACCAUGGGGCUCUGGCUCAUCGCCUUCUGGGUGCUGUCCGUCUGCGAACGGAAGCAUAUGAAAGAGAAUGAGUACCUGAGCGACACAUUUUGGCUGAUUCCCAUCACUUUCCUGACCAUUGGCUACGGGGACGUGGUGCCGGUGACGGCGUGCGGGAAGGUGGUGUGUCUCUUCACUGGUGUCAUGGGAGUGGGCUGUACGGCGCUCCUGGUGGCUGUUGCAGCGGAUAAACUGGAAUUCAGCAGGGCUGAGAAACAUGUGCAUAACUUCAUGAUGGACAUCCAGUGCGCCAAAGAGAUGAAAUGCUCAGCUGCCAACGUACUGCAAGAGGCCUGGCUGUUAUACAAGCACACCAAGAGGAAGGACGGCCUGCGAGCACGCAAGCACCACCGGAAGCUGCUGGCAGCCAUCCACAUGUUCAGACAUGUGAGGAUGAAGCACCGGAAGAUCCGAGAUCAAGUCAACACCAUGGUGGAUAUUUCUAAGAUGCAGAUGAUCAUGUGUGACCUCAGCUCCAGCCUUAGCAGCUCUCACCGGGAGCUGGAGAAGAGGAUCGAGUCCCUGGACAGGAAGCUGGAUGAGAUGACCAGGCUGCUCUCGGCCCUGGUGGAGUCGACGCAGCAGCAGGAACGGCAGGUGCUCUGAUUCCUCACCUGCAGGCAGGUGGCUAAAGAGCUGUUGAUUUCAUCCAUCCACAGAAGCCUCAGGACCAAGAACCUUGAAACCCACCACCUGCCUUUACUAUGGAUGCCAUAGUCAAGCAAUGUGUAGGGAGACACGGGCCUGCAACCCCACCUUGUGGCGGAGGGGAAUUGUGACACACACUCUUGACGAGCUCUGUGUUAGCGUCACCAGUUAAGGGCAAGGAUUUGGAUGAUACUCUGCAGGAAGACUUUGUGUGCUUCUGAACAAGCGGGUGAAGGUGUGCACACUUAGCCAGGCAAAUCCUGGAUGAAACUCAAAGACAUCACAUCUAACAGGAUUUGGAACUGCAGAAACAAAAAUGUUACAGGGUAGGAAGUGGCAAGAGACGUGCCUGAGUAGCGGAGGAAAGGCUCACAGCCAUGGAAUGCAAAGCUCGUGCCCCUUUUCUUUGGCAGAACAAACGUCUUCCAUUCGGCCAAGGAUCAAAUCUACAGGAAGCAGUUGGUAGCUUGCUGCGCGGGGAGGGGGGGCCUCCAGCCUUUCAGGAACAGGCUUGUGCAGGGCCGAGUGCCCGGGCCGUGUACGGCAAGCAUUCUGUGCCUUCCGGCAGGGACACUUGUGUGCUGGGGCUGGGUUUGUUUUUAGAAAACUUGUGGUGGUGGAUUCAUUUCCAAAUAAUUAAGAGAGAGAGGUGUGGGCGAGCGGGCUACCUACUGAAAACGAGCGCGCGCCUGCCGGCCUGCUCCAGCACUUGCAAGAGGGGCUGCCACAAAGAAGAACGCAACGCCCGGGGAAGGCAGUAGCAACAUGGAGCACUCGAGGCAACAGCAAUGGAGAGAGCCUGCAGGUUCCACCCCACUGAAGCAACCUGGAGCCAGCAGGGCUGGGGAAGGGCCUCUGUGUGUUGCAGACCUUGGAGGUUUACGGCCAGGGAGAGUACACAGUACCGGGCUAGGUGGACCAAGGGUCCAGUUCGGCAGAAGGCCGUGCCGCAUGGUCGAAGUGUAAAAGGGCAGAGUGAGAAGCGCAGAAGCUGCCCCAGUGCUGGAAACCUGAGCAGCAGCCCAGGUCUGCCUGGGACAAAACAGGCGUGGACGUCUAGCAGGGAGGCCCUCCCCACUCUUGGCCUUUUGCUCCAGACCUGAAUGUAGGCAGGGGCGCCUUGGGCAGAAUGUGGGUGGCACGGUGCUGGGGCUGGCAUCGAGGGUGGGAAGGGGGGCCCACCCCACAGCCAAGGCCCCUGGAAUGGUGCCCCCAUCACCCUCGCGACUUGCCUUUCCACGGCCCUCUUGACUUGCUGGCAUUCCGCCCAGCAAGUGACAGCAGCACCCCAGCCUGGUGAUCAUGGUGGGGAGAAGGCAAGCGCAGGGAGGGAGGGGGCCCAUGGAAGCUGCCUCACCCAGGGGCCUGGUGGAACCGUUGGUCGGGCGGCAGGUUUGGGUGCCCCUCCUUGCUGGCGACAUGACACACAGGUCCCCCGAGCCCUAAGCGACAGGUCUGUGCCGCUCACUUCCGAGGGCCAUGUUGAUACAUGCGAAAGGCUCCGAGGCGGCGCCUGAUCUUCACCAGCCCGUGCAGGAAGAAGAUCGAAUGCCGUUGCUUCUGUGUCACAGAUGCCGCUUUUGUUUAUUCUGCAUGGGCUCAGUGUCCUCAACCUACCUCACAGGGCUACUGCGAGGAUAAAGAGCAAAUAUUCUGUAAUGCAACCCUGAGUCUCUGGGAAAGGAAAUUCUGAUCAAUAAAAUUAAUACUGGCAGAACAGUUGCAAUGUUGACAAUCCACAGGAGAAGCAAUAAAUAAAAUAGAUACACAUGA